AUGUGGCGAGCCCCUUCCGCCAACACCUCCCAACACAACGUACAGGUUCCUAUGCACGGCAUCCAAACUCCGCACCCAACACCUGGUCCCUCCCAUUUUCCAACUCCUCCCCGAAUUCGACUAGCGCUACCCAAUUUCCGUGAUCCUCACCAACUUACUCACAACCCAUACUAUGUACACUCUACACCUCCCAAUCCUUUCGUUAUGACCAACCCUGCCGCACCGUUCCCAACUUUAUCAAGAGGACCCCACUCUGGUCCUCAACAGCAAUCCACCCCAUAUUACAAAUUCUAUUCAUCUCCCCCAUCGUUACCCCAACACUCACAAGUUCCCCCGGCCAACUUUUCGUCGCUCGCAAGUACUUUACCCCCUGAAUUGCCCCGUAAUCCGCCUCCUCAAUCACCAUCUUACAGCUACACCUACUACUUAUGUAAGGACCCCCCAAUUAACGUAGCUUUACCAACAAAUGCCGCUCCUUUGCCCGGGGUAUCAGGGCCACCCACGCAUUUCCCGCCAGCCCCACCCCCUUUACCCAACUUCCCGUUUUUAGGCGAACCUUUCAACACUGUCAAUCCGCAUGCUACAGUCCAUCACAAUUCCAACCAAAUGCAACCCACACUCUACACCAACAAUUCCGAACACGGAGAUGUGAUCAUGAGGUCACCACAUCGCACCGCUUCGCAGCAAUCGGCACAGUCUAAAGGCCUACACUUUGCUGCAUCGCCUGAGUUCUGCACACUUUCCCAACUUUCCAAUCUCAUGCGCGAUCACGAGCGACCUCACCCUCCAGCCGGCCAACCAAUUAUGACUUCGUACAACCCAUCAAUCAUACCCCCGACACCAAACCACACCUCAAUUGGCGUACAACUUGGAUACGGCGGUUUCCAACCCCCCUUGGAGAACGGUGGCAAUUUACCAAAUCACACGACUCCCUCGGCAUCCGACGCAACGCGACUCAACGUACCGUCGCCAUUCAGGAUGAGCAACAAUCUACCCAACAGUGCCAAUCGCAAAGAUCCCUAUCCUUGUGUAACCGACGAAGCGUCUCAUUCUUCUUACCCUUCAUGGCAUGGAAUACACAGUUCUCCGGCCCCCGGUGAGGCAACAUACUCCGCCGUCGAGCCAGCUCAACCUGGCCCCUCAUCCGGUCACCUCACUCAGACGCCAGCUCCUCCGGCGCAAAGUCAUACUGAGUUAGAAGCCUUCAAAAAAGACCUGUCUAUCAAGAACUUGUUCCAAUCCGCACACGGUAUUCUCGCUUUCGACACGGCUGACAAGAAGGCUAGGCUGCGGGGUUUACACACUGCCACCGAGCUCCACGCGGUUGAACAGAGCAUAACGGCGUCUUAUCGCAUGCUCCGCGACUUGUAUAACAAGGGUAAGCGGAAGAAACAAAACUGUUGGUGA
Melampsora larici-populina 98AG31 is the source of this 1407-nucleotide messenger RNA. RefSeq lists its product as uncharacterized. The transcript is spliced from 2 exons. Lineage: Eukaryota; Fungi; Basidiomycota; Pucciniomycetes; Pucciniales; Melampsoraceae. The coding region runs from base 1 to 1407 and encodes 468 amino acids. The record is from RefSeq and is a predicted model, not a curated record.